ACCAAUGUCUUAGCUAAUUUCCCAAAAAUCUCUAUAGAUUCUUCUCAUCGAGCUCCAAAAUCCUCCAUAGAUAUGGCCGACGAAGACAUAGGCCAGUCGCGGAGCGCUUCGGGCUCGAGGCGAACGCGGUCUCAGGCGGCGCCGGACUGGUCCGCCAUGGACGAGCUCAUCCUCGUCAACGAGAUCGCCGCCGUGGAAGCCGAUUGCCUGAAAGCGCUCUCGUCGUAUCAGAAGUGGAAGAUCAUAGCCGAGAACUGCGCCGCCCAGGACGUGUCUCGGAGUUUGAACCAGUACCGGAGGAAGUGGGACUCUCUGCUUCAGGACUACAAUAGCAUCAAGCGGUGGGAGUUGAAGUCCAGGAGAGACUCGUAUUGGGCGAUGAAGACCGAUAGGAGAGAAGAAUUAGGGCUUCCGAGGAGCUUCGACGAGGAGCUGUUCGCGGCGAUUGGUAAUCUUGUUAGGGCUCGGGAGAAUCACUCGGAUACGGAGCAGGAGAGUGAUGGAGAAGCGAAGGAAGAGACAAUCGAUGUUGCUAAGGAAUUAGGGUCGAAGAGAAAAAGGCAGCAGUCAACAUCUCAAGAAAAACGUUCAUGGAAAAACCUUGCAGAAGAAGAUCUAUCAGAGUCUUUUGCAAAUGAAAAGCCUUCAAAGAGCUGCACAAAAGGAAAACCUCCCAGAUCCCAGGCGGAAAAGAAUCCUAUGCAAAGAUCCCUGGAAGAAAAACCUGUGAGAAAACCUGAACUCAAUGAAGAAACGCCUCAACUGAGAAGUGCAAGGAAGAUGACUCGAAAAGCCCAUGUUGAAGAAAAAGAGACCGUCAGUAUUGAGGAAAAGGAGCAAAUGAUUGAAGAAAAGCCUGUGAGAAACCCCACUCUCGUAGAAGAAAAAUCUCAGCAGAGAAGUUCAAAGAAGAUGCCACGAAAAGGCCAUGUUGAAGAAAAGAAGACCAUUGGUAUUGAAGAUAAGGAGCAAAUGAUUGAAGAAAAUCCUGUGAGAAACCCCGUUCUGGAAGAAGAAAAGGUUCAAAGGCGUCAAAUAGGUGAUGUCGACCAUGUCAAGGAAGAGACAAUCAGUAUUGACGACAAGGAGAAAAUGUUUGCUCUAAUAUUGCGUGAAAAUGCUAAAAGGAUCAGUUCCAUUGUUGCUGAGGAUGCAGGCUUUGAGGCUGAAAACGCGGUAAGUGCUGAUCACGAUCUUCAAACUGAAUCCGCUGAAUUUGUUAGACAUCAAGGAGAUAAGCUUAUUGCGUGCCUUGGGGACAUAGUAAAAACUCUUGACCAGCUCUGUGCUCUUUGUCCAAGAAUAUGAAUGACCUAUUUUGUAGUAAAGCUAACACAAUAUGAUCACCUUGGUUGGUCUUGUUAACAGAUCGGUGCUGUAGUCUCCUUUGAAAUCCUAAUGUAAAUUUUAAUCGGCUUUCUACUACCAUGAUCUUCCAUCCUGCUUAAACGAUUUUCCUUGGCUUCUCCUUUUCUUUUAAAUUUAAGGUGGAGGAUUUGAAGUUAAGAUCUUAUAUUAGAGGU
Molecule: messenger RNA, 1523 nt
Organism: Morus notabilis
Lineage: Eukaryota; Viridiplantae; Streptophyta; Magnoliopsida; Rosales; Moraceae
Exons: 2
Coding region: 73-1308 (411 amino acids)
Source: RefSeq, a predicted model, not a curated record